AUGUUUACUACUUUUACCACAACAAUGACGAUUGAAAUUAGAAAUGUUACAAUCGAAAUGUAUUUAACACGUAGUCAUUUCUCAAUUUUUAAUUUUCUUCUUAGUUUAUCAAAUAUAGUCUAUCUGUCUGAUUUCGAUAACAAGAACAAUAGCAACAAUAUAUGUUGGAAAUAUGAUAUCCUUGUUGAGAGUUUUAUAUUACUUUUCAAACCAGUUGGCAGUAGUGAAGAGUUCUCCAAUGGCGUUGGCGAUGACGGAGGUGAAAAUUCAAAAGAAUGCUGUGAGGGAAGAUAUAAUCAUAAGAAUCAAGUGAUGUGCACGGGAGAGAUUUUCUCAACAAACAGAUAUCAUUACUACAGUUGCUACGAUGUAUUCUAUGGAUACACAGAGAUCAAUGGUACAUCGGUGCUGGUCUGCGAUCAAUGUAAUUUGUCAACAAUGCAUUGGAUAAAAACAGUGCUCUACUACGUAGUUCCAUUCACCGCUCUACUCAUUCUCAUUGUCGCCGGUACCAUCAUCUCUUGCAUCUACUGCAAGAGAAAGUCACAAGCAGAAUACCAAAAACUACUGAGGGACAGACAAUCGAUUAACGAUCAACAUAUUUCACUUGUAUAUACAUAA
Heterostelium album PN500 is the source of this 621-nucleotide messenger RNA. RefSeq lists its product as uncharacterized. The coding region runs from base 1 to 621 and encodes 206 amino acids. NCBI's taxonomy places the organism in Eukaryota, Evosea, Eumycetozoa, Acytosteliales, Acytosteliaceae. The record is from RefSeq and is a predicted model, not a curated record. The transcript is spliced from 4 exons.